Messenger RNA from Xyrauchen texanus (razorback sucker), 1839 nucleotides. It is a transcript of the gene styk1b, whose product is annotated as serine/threonine/tyrosine kinase 1b. Bases 466 to 1839 code for a protein of 457 amino acids. The record is from RefSeq and is a predicted model, not a curated record. Lineage: Eukaryota; Metazoa; Chordata; Actinopteri; Cypriniformes; Catostomidae. Gene Ontology annotation, biological process: cell surface receptor protein tyrosine kinase signaling pathway; protein phosphorylation; multicellular organism development. Gene Ontology annotation, cellular component: signaling receptor complex. Gene Ontology annotation, molecular function: transmembrane receptor protein tyrosine kinase activity; ATP binding. The transcript is spliced from 10 exons.
CAUUUAGCACAGAAACUGGUUUGACAGCUGGACAGUAAGAAAGAAAUGUAUGAAGGAGAGAACAGAACAGGAAUAUUACACAGUGAAAUGGAGGAAAUAUAGGAAAGGAUCAAACCGCUGUCACAAACCCUAUUACGCUAAGAAAAUCCUUUGUUUUUUUAGCAAGACUAGAGGAAAGGUGGGUAUGAACAACAAAGUGUAGAUACAGAGCACAGUUGAGGAAGGUGGAGCAAAGUUACCAACAAAAGUGUAACCUAGACAAACAGGAAGACGUAUAGUAAAUCAGAAGGAAAUUCUCUUGAAAGGAAGAAGGGAUGGUCAGCGCGCUUAUAAAGAUUAGAGAUUAAAAAGAACGACCUAUGAGACUGGACAACGUUGCUAGAGAAAGAAUGUAGUUUCAAUGGGAUAUUUUGUUGAUGAAAUAUAAAUAUCAAGGAGGAACACUUCACUAACAACCCCAGCAGGAUGGCGUCCUCUGUCAGUUCUGCAUAUUCCAUAUGUGACACUGGAGACACAUUAUGUGAGAUCCGUGUGUAUGAACAGGAAGUGAUUAUCGUCCCCGUGCUGUUUUUGAUGAGUUUCUUUGUCACACUGUUGUUUCUGCUGUUGCUGAGGUUCUGUCCGGAGAAAGUAGAUCGUUUGCAACCCAGCUCCAUACGAACAAAAAGGAAUAGGAGAAACUUACAAGGCAUUGAUGCUCCUCUGGGUCUGAAUGCUCUGGAAGGUGAGCACAUAACAUUGGACACCACAUCCUACAUGACAUUCAGCACUUCAUCACCAGUCCAGAAACAAUACAGGUCUGACCACGCCUCCUUUAAUGCCAACAAUGUGGCCUUCCCCGACGGGCAAGGCUCUUUUGGGGCCACAGCUUCAGCCUUCACAAAACCCAAGGAACUCCCACGCCAACGACUGCCGGAGAAUUUUAACGGGGUGUCUCCUCUCCCAGUAUCAUACUCUUUGAAGUCAGACUCCUCUGUCUCACUCUAUAGGGCUCGUAUGGAGAACAGAAAUGUUGUGCUGCGUGUUCUUAAAGAUUCAGCCAGUAACACGGAAAGUCAGUCCUUCCUGGGCUUUGCGGCCUUCCUUUCUCAGUUGGGGCCCCACCCCUUUUUACCGGAGCUUCUGGGAGUUGUAUCACUGCGUGCUCCUCUCAUUACUGUUAUUGAAGAGAUGGAGAACCAAGAUCUGCUCGGAUUCCUGUGGAGGUGUAGGCAGGAUAAUGGUGGACCAAACACCAUUUGUCAGAUGACAGAGAAAAAGAUCUUCACCAUGGCCUCACAUGUGUCUUCUGCCCUGGACUAUCUCCAUAGCAAAGAUCUUCUCCACUGCAACAUUAAGGCUUGCAGUGUAUUGGUCAGCCAGAUGUGUACCGCAAAGCUCUGGGGUUUGGGCGAUUUGUAUUCAAGGACAUUAGAAAGUGCUAAUUACAGUGAAGAUCCUGGAAGAAAAAAGUGGCAGGCUCCUGAGAUAUUGGCCAAGAGACCUGUCACUCCAAAAAGUGAUGUUUGGUCAUUUGGGCUCCUGCUGUAUGAAAUGGUGACUCUUGGCGAGGUCCCUUUUGCAGAAAUCCCUGUGAAGGAGCUUCUUCAGUAUCAUCAGAGAGCCAAAACCCUAAAGAAACCAAACAACUGCUCCAACUCACUUUACUCAAUUAUCAAAUCUUGCUGUCAGUGGAAGGAACAAGAGCGUCCCUCAUUGGCUGAUGUCAGGCAUAAACUCCAAUCAGGAGAGAAGAAUGCUAAUGACAGCAUCAUUCUCCGGGUUCCUGGGCCAAUCAAUAUUGAGCAGUAUCUGAAGGAGGCAGGAUAUGGAGAAUCCAACAGCUAUACAAUUUUCUGA